AUGGCCGCAAUGGCGCAUUCCGGUACGUCGGGGGGAGGCGGAGCAGGCGGAGGUGGGGGACAGGGGGGCACUGGCCGCGGGGGCGCGGGAGGAAGCGGCGAGCGGGGAGCGGCGGCGGACAUUCUGCGGCGGCUGCUGGCGGAGCUGUGUACGCGCACGCCGUACGCGGCGAAGGAGGAGGGCGCGCUGACGCUGCGCCAGCACGUGGAGGAGGAGGCGCGCGAUCUUAGUGGCGAGGCGUUUACGCGUUUCAUGGACACGCUUUACGAAAGGAUCAACGUGCUUGUAGAGAGUACCUCGCCGUCCGAUAAUCUCGGCGCCGUUCACGCUAUCGACGAGUUAAUCGACGUGCCGCUCGGGGAGAGCGCAGCCAAGGCGUCGCGUUUCGCGUCGUUUCUGCGGCGAAUCUUCGAGGAAAAGACGGAUGCUGACACGAUCUCCGCGGCAGCGGCGACGUUGGGACACGUGGCUCGCGCGGGCGGCGCGAUGGCUGCUGACGUGGUGGAGUUUCAGGUGAAGGAGGCGCUGAGGUGGCUUGAGGGGGAGCGCGUCGAGGCGCGGCGCUACGCGGCCGUGCUUAUACUGAAGGAAAUGGCGGCGAACGCGCCGACGGUCUUCAACGUGCACGUCCCGACAUUCAUCGACGUCAUCUGGGCGGCACUGCGCGACCCGAAGCUCGCGGUGCGGGAGCGCGCGGUGGAGGCGCUGCGCGCGUGCCUGCGCGUUAUCGAGAAGCGCGAGACGCGGUGGCGCGUGCAGGGCUACUAUCGACUAUUCGAGGAGACGGAGAAAGGGCUGCAGCGCAGCGCGAGCGUCGAGAGCAUCCACGGCUCGUUGCUCGCGAUCGGCGAAAUGCUUCGCAACACGGGCGAAUUCAUGAUGGCGCGUUACAAGGAAGUCGCGAACAUCGUUCUCAAGUAUCGCGACCAUCGCGAGCGCCUCAUCCGGCGAUCCAUCACCGCGCUGCUGCCGCGCAUCGCGCAUUUCCUGCGCGACCGCUUCGUGAGCAGCUAUUUAAAGAUCUGCAUGGAUCACCUCCUAGGCGUCAUGAAGAACCCCGCCGAUCGCGACGCGGGCUUCGCGGCGCUCGGCGAGAUGGCGAGCGCCGUCGGCCCCGCGCUGCGCCCGUACCUCCCCGCGAUCUCCGCGCUGCUCCGCGAGGCGCUGACUCCCCGCCGCGGGCGCGCGUCGGUGGAGGCGCUGACGUGCGUGGGGCAGCUGGUGGCGGCGGUGGGGGAAGACAUGCGCGAGGUUGCGCGCGAGCUGCUCCCCGUGUGCCUGCACACGGGGCUCUCCCUCCCCCUCGUGCACACGCUCGCGCACAUCUCCGCGCACCUCCCCGCGCUCAAGCCGCUCGUCCAAUCACAGCUCAUUGAGGCCAUCACCGCGGUCCUCGCGCGGAAGCCCUCCGCGCGGAUCGGAACCAGCGCGGGCGGCGCGUUCGGCUCGCUGACGGGCGCGCGCCCGCCCGCGGGCGCAGGCGGAGGCGGAAGCGGAUCCGGGGGCUCCCUAACCCUCGGCGGAAGUGCCAGCUUGAGCAGCCUGGCGAGCGGCGCGCUCACGGGCGGGGGGGGCGGGGGAGCGGGGAGCAGCGCGGGCGGCGGAACGGGGGGGAGCGUGGCGGGGGAACUAUCAAUGGCGGGGGUGACGCAGCUGGCGCUGUGCACGCUCUACUCGUUUGACCUAUCAGGGCACGACCUGCUGGAGCUGACGCGUGUACACGUGGCAAGGUACCUGGAAGAUGAUGACGUGGCGACCAGGAGAGAGGCUGCUGUGUGCUGCGCGCACGUCCUCGCCCACACCGCCUCCGCCCUCUCCGCGCCCCUCUCCCCCUCCCCCGCACCCUCCCCCGCGCCCCAAGCAGAACCCAGCGGCGCGGGCGCAGCCCCCGGCGCUGCUGGAGGCGGGGGAGGGGGUGCACGGGUGGCAGGCGCCAUUUCGGGCGGCGUGGGGGGCGGCAGCGGGCGGGGCAGCAGCAGCGCGGCGGCACUCAAAGUGCAGCGAAUCGCGCAGCAGCUGCUGCUACAGCCGGGCAUGCGGAAGAAACGGCGAGGCAUAGUAGAGGACAUGCUGGAGCGCCUAUUGGUCUCCUCCGUUGCUGACGUGGACGCUGGCGUGCGCAAGGCCGUCCUCGCGUGCCUCUCUGCACCGGCCUCCACCGCACUGGACUCCUUCCUGGCGCAACCCGACUGCCUCCGCGCGCUCUUCAUCGCACUAAACGACGAAACCUAUGAAGUCCGGGAACAGGCCGUGCUGCUCGCCGGGCGGCUCGCCGCCCGAAACCCGGCGUACGUGCUGCCGGCGCUGCGGCGGCAUCUGGUGCGGCUGCUGGGGGACGUGGAGCACAGUGAGGACAGCCGGCUGCGGGAGGACGGCGCGCGGCUGCUGCGGUGCCUCAUCCACUCGUGCACGCCCCUCGUGGCUCCCUACAUCGCCCCCAUCCUCAAGGUCUUUGUGGCGCGCCUCAAGGCCGUGUCCGCCGCGCAUGCGGCUGCGGUAGGGACGGUGGGCGGGGGAGGGACGAGUGGGGUGGUGGCGUCGAUGCUGGCAACGGUAGGUGAGCUGGCGAAGGUGGCGGGGAGUGCGCUCACGCCCUACGUGCCCGAUCUCAUGCCGCUCAUAGUGGACUCCUUGCAUGACACCACGGGGCCGGGACCGGGGGAGCGCAGGGAGGUGGCGGUGGUGACGCUGGGGCAGGUUGUGGAGAGCACGGGGUGUGUCGUCGCGCCGUACCGCCACUACCCCCAACUUUUGGGGUUACUUCUGUCGAUGCUCAACGGGCAGCUGGCGUGGUCGAUGCGGCGGUCGGUGCUGCAGGUGCUGGGCAUUCUGGGCGCGUUGGACCCGCACGUCAACAAGCGCAACCAGCUGCUGCUGCUGCCGCAAGCCAUGGCCGCCCAGGGGGGGGUGGACGGCCGGGGGGAUGGUGGAGGGGGAGGCGCGGGUGGGGGUGGCGGAGGUGCGGCAGGGGGAGGAGGCGGGGGCGGGGGAGCGGGAGCGGGGGGAGCGGCGGGAGGAGGAGGGGCGGGGGGAGGUGGUGGGAGGGGCGGGGCAGCAGGAGGCGGAGCAGGGGGCGCAGCCGGGGCGGCAGGGGGGGCGGUCGGACCACUACAGCCGCCGCGCGUGCUCCAGGGCUUCGACCGCAUGGGCGGCAUGGGCGGCAUGGGCGGCGACGAUCCACUGACAGACGUACCAUCAGCGGGCGGGCUAACCGACGAGUACUACUCGACAGUGGCCAUCUCCGCCCUCCUCCGCAUCCUGCGAGACGGUGCCCUCGCAGCCUACCACCUGAGGGUGGUCAGCUCUCUCAUGUUCAUCUUCAGAACCAUGGGGCUCGCCUGCGUGCCCUUCCUCCCUCGAGUGCUCCCUGAGCUCUUCCACGUGAUGCGCGCGUGUGACGAGAGCCUGAGGGAGUUUCUGUUCUGGCAGCUGGCGCAGCUGGUGGGCAUCGUUCGGCAGCACAUGCGCAAGUACCUGCCGGAGAUCACCGCCCUGAUCCACGACUUCUGGCACCCGCUGCUGCUCUCCGUCUUCCCCCGCCCGCCCGCGCCCUCCCCCGUGCUCAACCUAGUCGAACAACUCGCACGCGCUCUCCCAGACGACUUUAAGACGUGCCUCCCGGAAAUAUUACCGCGGUGCGUGGCGGUGGUGGCGGAUGCGGAGCGCAGCGGGGACUACAAGCGCGUGCCACCCGUGCUGCACGCGUUUGAGGUGCUGGGCGGCAGCAUGCUGGGCGGCGACAUGGAGCCGCACAUGCACCUGCUGCUGCCCGCCGUCGUGCGCCUCUUCAAGCCCGGCGUCUCAGACGUGCCGCUGCCCAUACAGCGCGCGGCGGUGCGCACGCUCACGCGCCUGCUGCCGGCUCUCCACGUGGCGGACCAUGCGGCGGCCAUCCUGCAUCCGCUGGCGCGAGUGCUGGACGGGCCCAGCGAGGAGCUGCGGAGGGACGCCGCUGACGCCAUCUGUGACCUCGCUCUCGCGCAGGUCAGUGCUGCUUGCCAGGGUCCCGACUUUGCGCCAUUCAUCCCCACCAUCCGCCGUCUGCUCUCCCGCCACCGCCUCUCCAGCGCGCGGUUCGACGCCAUAGCAGCGUGCCUGCAGCGCCGCGACCCCUCGCUGCUGCUCAACCUCAACCUCCCCCCCGCCGCCCACUCCUCCCUCCCCCGUGUUCCCUCCUCCGCCUCCUUCGCCGGGGGAAGCACCUGGGGGAGCUCGGAUAAUCUGGCUGGGCAGGGGGGAGCGGCUGGGGGAGGGGGGGGGGCGCAGGGGGGAGGAGGGGGAGGCGCGGGUGGGCAGGGCGUGGGGGGAGGGGGAGGAGGCAGGGGCGCAGGCGUCACCGGCGCUGCGGCUGCUGGUGGCGCCGGCGGCGGUGCUGCUGGCGGGGGCGGGGGACCCCUAAACGCAACAGUGGGGUUUGACGAGGACUGGGGUUUCGAUUUCGACGGCAUGGGCUCUUCUCUCGACGCCGUCGGCAGCGCCGGCGGCCCCGGCAGCACCACCAGGGGCGGCGGCGGCGGCGGCGGCAACAGCAGCAGCGGCGGCGGCGGCAACAGCAGCAGCGGCGGCGGCGGGGGAGGCAUGUCCGGUUUAUCCGCGUCCGGGACCCUACGGGUGAACGAGGGGCAGUUGAGGAAGGCAUGGGAAUCGUCCCAGCGCAGCACUCGGGAGGACUGGGCGGAGUGGAUGCGGCACUUCUCAGUAGAGCUCCUCAAAGAGUCCCCCUCGCCCGCGCUCCGCACGUGCGCCACGCUCGCGCCCCUCCAACCGCACGUGGCACGGGAGCUGUUUGCUGUGGGGUUCGUGAGCUGCUGGCAGGAGCUGAACGACGCCAGCCGCGACCAGCUCGUGCACUCCCUGGAGGCCGCCUUCGCGUCGCCCAACAUCCCCCCGGAGAUCCUCGCAACGCUGCUCAACCUGGCCGAGUUCAUGGAGCAGAACGAGUGCCCGCUCCCCGUCGACAUCCGCACCCUCGGCGCUUUAGCCGAGAAGUGCCACGCGUUCGCGAAAGCCCUCCAUUACAAGGAGAUGGAGUUUGAGGUGGAUCCGGCGGCCACGGUGGAGGCGCUGAUUCACAUAAACAACCAGCUGCAGCAGCACGAGGCGGCGGUGGGCAUGCUGGUGUACGCGCAGCGCCACCUGGCGGUGCAGCUGAAGGAGCCGUGGUACGAGAAGCUGCAGCGCUGGCACGACGCGCUCGCCGCGUAUGAGCGGCGCGCGGCCGCUGCUGUGGCGGCUAUGGGGGGCGGGGCGGGGGGAGGCGGAGCGGCAGGGGGAGGCGUCAUGGGGCAGACGGGGAUGCUUCUGUCAGGCACAGGCGCAGGCGCUGCUCCCAGUGGCAUGCAUCCUGGUAUGCACCCAAGCAUGCCUGUGUCGGCAUCAGCGGCGUCAGCAGCGCUGCUAGACGCCACGCUGGGGCGCAUGCGCUGCCUGGGCGCCCUUGCGCGGUGGGAGGAGCUCUCUGCACUCUGCCACGACGCCUGGCCGCCCGCUGAGCCCGCAGCGCGCGUGCAGAUGGCACCGCUGGGAGCGGGAGCAGCGUGGAACAUGGGGCAGUGGGACGACAUGGCAGAGUAUGUCUCUGUGUUGCCUGAUGGGGGGGAUGAUGCUGGAGGGGCGUCCAUGGGUGGGUUUGGCGGGAUGGGCGGAGGCGGCGGGAGGUUCGGCGCGGUGCUGCCGAUUCAGCAGCACCAUAAUCUGGCGGGAGGUUCGGGGGUGGGGUCAGGUUCGGGGCGCAGCGACGGGGCGUUUUUCCGCGCGGUGCUGGCGGUUCGGCACGGGGCGUUCGGGGAGGCGCGGGAGUACGUGGAAAGAGCGCGGAAGCUUCUGGCAACUGAGCUGGCAGCGCUGGUGCUGGAGAGUUACGAGAGAGCAUAUGGGGACGUGGUGAGGGUGCAGCAGCUGUCAGAACUCGAGGAAGUUAUAGACUACUGCUUGCUGGGGGCAGACGCGGGGGGAGGAGCAGCUGGGGGGGACGCAGGAGGGGGUUUUUCAGGGAUGGACGGAGGGGGGGUGAUCGGAUUUGGAGGGGAGGAGGGGCACAUGGGCGCGGGGGAGGUGGAGGCGAGGAAGGCUCUGAUCCGGCAGAUGUGGCGGGAGCGGAUCAAGGGUGCACAGCGCAACGUGGACGUGUGGCAGGCGCUCCUAGCCGUGCGAUCCCUCGUGCUGCCCAUGCACCAGGACGCCCACACGUGGCUCAAAUUCGCCUCUCUCUGCCGCAAGAGCGGGCGCGUGAGUCAGGCCAGAGCCACUCUCCUGAGGCUCCUCCAGCACGACCCUGCCGGGGCGAGAAUGCUCGGGCUGGACGUGCACGAAGGGGAGGGCGGCGCGGUUACCAGUAUUGGCACCCCGGGCGGCGGACUGGCGGUGGUGGCCGGCGCGGGGGCGGCGGGGGCGGUGCCGCUGCUGCGGCUGCCUUCGGUGGGGGUGAGAGGCACGGGAGUGGGGGGAGGAGGAGUGUUGGGAGGAAGCGGGUUGGGCAGUGUGGGUCUGGGAGGAGGUGUGGGCAUCAGCAGCACCGGCAUUACCACCAGCGGCACCACCAACGACAUGCUAACCGCCGCGGCAGCAGCCGUGGCAAUCAUCCCUCCCUCCCUCGCCUUCCCCACCUCCUCCUCCCUCGCAUACCAACCCUCAUCCACCCCUCCAUUGCUCAUCCCAGCCAUGCCACACGUGGUGCUGGGCUAUCUCAAGUACGCCUGGGCGCUCGCCUCAGACGUCAACCGCCGCAACGCCUUCCGCUGCCUGCAGGACCUCGCUGCUGCGCUCGCAGCCACUCACGGCGCGCCACCUGGCGUCGCCGCCCUGGGGCUCGGAAUGGCUUCAGCAAGCUUGGGCGGGGCGCGGCCGGUGUCUCCUCUGCCCGGCAUGACCCCGCUCCCACACACCACCCACUCGCCCCCUCCCCCCUCUGCUAUCCCAGGCCUCCCCUCCUCCUCCUCCCUCUCAGCACAGUCUGCAGGAGCAGCAUGGGCGGGAACAGCAGGAGCAGCAGCAGGGGAGGGCAGCAGCAGUGGCAUGACGGCGCACGGUGCACCGCUGCUCUCACGUGUCUACCUGAAGCUGGGCACGUGGCAGUGGUCGCUCCACCCCACCCUCUCUGACUCCUCCGUCGCUGAAAUCGGCACGUCCCUGCGGGCGGCAACAGAGCUGGCGCCGGAGUGGGGGAAGGCGUGGCAUCGCUGGGCGCUGUUCAACACGGCAGCCAUGACGCACUUCACUCAGAGGGGCAACGCGCACUCGGCUCAGACCCACCUGGUCGCCGCCAUUGCGGGGUUCUUCCGGUCGAUUGCUCUCGCCACGGCAGGAGGGACUGCGAGCCAGGCAGGCGGGAGAGCGGUGUUUGCUGCUGCUGGAGUGGGAGGAGGGGGAACGGGCGGGGCGGGGGAGGGGAAGGGGAUGGGGGCGGGCGGGGCAACGGGGGUGGCGAAGGGGUUAGGAUCGGGGAAGGGCGCAGGGGACAGCCUGCAGGAUAUUCUUCGGCUGCUGACUCUCUGGUUCCGGUACGGCGCUACAGCCGACGUGCAGGCGGCGCUACAGGAGGGGUUCACGCACGUGAACAUCGACACGUGGCUGCACGUGAUUCCUCAGAUCAUCGCGCGCAUCCACAACAACGUCCCCGCCGUCCGCUCCCUCGUGCAAUCAUUGCUCAUCCGCGUGGGGCGGCACCACCCGCAGACGCUCAUGUUCCCGCUGCUCGUGGCCUGCAAGUCCAUGUCUCUCUCGCGCUGCGCCGCCGCACAAGCAGUGCUGGACAAUAUCCGCUCGCACUCCGCUGCUCUGGUGGAGGCAGCACAGCUGGUAUCAGUCGAGCUGAUCCGAGUGGCUAUCCUAUGGCACGAGAUGUGGCACGAGGCCUUGGAGGAGGCAUCGCGACUGUACUUCGGCGAGCGGAAUGUAGACGGCAUGCUGGCUGUGCUCGCUCCGCUGCACGCGCUGCUCGAAACCGCCGGCCCGGAAACCAGCACGGAAGCCGCGUUCGUGGAGGCCUACGGUCGGGAGUUGGCCGAAGCGGCAGAGUGCUGCGCGAACUACCGGCGGACGGGGAGAGAAGCGGAGCUGACACAGGCGUGGGACCUGUACUACCACGUGUUCAAGCGCAUCAACAAGCAGCUCCCCGCACUCACCACACUCGAGCUCCUCCAGGUGGCGCCUGCGCUGGUCAACGCCCGCGACCUCGCUCUCGCUGUCCCCGGCACGUACCGCGUCGGCCGCCCCACAGUGACCAUCGCAGGCUUUGCACCGCAGCUGCUGGUGAUUACUUCCAAGCAGCGGCCGCGGAAGAUCUCGAUCCUGGGAUCCGACGGCCGGGAGUACGUGUUCCUGCUGAAGGGCCACGAGGAUCUACGGCUGGAUGAGCGCGUGAUGCAGCUGUUCGGGCUCGUGAACACCCUCCUGGGCGGCGCCAGGUCAGCCGCUGACAAGGAUCUCUCCAUCGAACGGUACGCGGUGGUGCCGCUGUCGCCCAACAUCGGGCUGAUCGGGUGGUUACCGCACUGCGACACGAUGCAUCAGCUGAUUCAGGAGUACCGCGAGGCGCACAACAUCGCAGUGAAUCUCGAGAGGCGCCUCAUCCUCAGCUUUGCUCCGGACUACGACCACCUGACUGUGAUCGGGAAAGUAGAGGCGUUCGAGCACGCGUUGGACAGCACGCCUGGGAACGACCUGGCGCGGGUGCUGUGGCUCAAGAGCCGCAGCGCUGAGGUGUGGCUGGAUCGCCGGUGCAACUACACGCGGAGUCUCGCCGUGAUGAGCAUGGUGGGGUAUAUUCUUGGGCUGGGAGACCGCCACCCGAGCAACCUCAUGCUGGACCGAUACUCCGGGAAGAUCAUCCACAUUGAUUUCGGUGAUUGCUUCGAGUCCUCCAUGCACCGCGAGAAGUUCCCUGAGAAGUUUCCGUUCCGGCUGACGCGGAUGCUGGUGAAGGCGAUGGAGGUGAGCGGCAUCGAGGGCACGUUCCGGUUCACGUGUGAGGCCGUGAUGGCGGUGCUAAGGCAGCACAAGGACUCGGUGCUCGCCAUGAUGGAAGCCUUCAUGUACGAUCCGCUCAUCAACUGGCGCCUUAUUAAUCGCACCGGCGCCGCUGCCGCCGCCGCCGCCAGCACCACUGCUGCUGCUGGGGCAGGGGGGGGAGGAGGUGCGGGUGGUGGCGGGGCAGUGGGAGGAGGCGGGGCGGUGCAGUCGCCGCCGCCACAGCGGGGCGUGCGGGAGCGGGAGAUUCUGCAGGCGCUGGGGCAGCUGGAUGACGCCCAGGAGGUGCUGAAUGAGCGCGCAGUGGCGGUGAUGACUCGCAUGAGCAACAAGCUCACUGGAAGGGACUUCCACCCCCUCGCUGCCUCUGCCUCCCCGGCUGCUUCUCUCCCGGGGGCCGUGCCGGAGUCCCCUCGCACGGGCAGCGGCAACAGCCUGCUGGGGGACAGUGGGCGCAGCUUGGAGCGGACCACGUCAGCCAUGGCUGCUGCUGCCAUGGGGAGUGGCGGCGGGGUGAUAGCGGAGGGGCGGGAGAGCGAGCCGGGGGUGAGUGUGAAGGAGCAGGUGCAGCGGCUGGUGGUGCAGGCCACGUCACAUGAGAACCUCUGCCAGAGCUACAUCGGCUGGUGCCCCUUCUGGUGA
Molecule: messenger RNA, 9609 nt
Organism: Closterium sp. Naga37s-1
Lineage: Eukaryota; Viridiplantae; Streptophyta; Zygnematophyceae; Desmidiales; Closteriaceae
Source: the annotation of a GenBank genome assembly